AUGAUACGUAUUAAUAUAUUAUUCAUCCUAUCCUUUAUUUCAUUAACAUAUUCAUCACGAUUAAAAUAUCGUGCAUCAGUUAAAGAAAAUGUUGAUUUAUAUUAUACAAUAACAUCACUUGAUCAAAUGAUUUCUGUUAAUUAUCAUCAAUCCAUAGAAUUUUUAAAUAUUAAUUCACCAUAUACAACAUAUUUUCUUGUUGAUGGACAAAAAUUACGUACAAGUCGUUUAAUUGAUCGUGAAGAAUUUUGUCGAAUAAAAUUAUGUGAAAAUUCACGAUGUCAUCCAUGUGAAAUUAAUAUGGAUUUUGUUUUAAAAGAAAAUGGUCAACCACGAGAUAUUAUUUCAUUAAUCUUAACUAUUGAAGAUAUUAAUGAAUUUCGACCACAAUUUUUAGAUGGUCUAGGAGAUGGUCAUAGAAUUCAGUUAAAUAUUAGUGAAGGCGUGCCUGUUGGACAUAUAUUGCCCAUUCCAAGUGCAACAGAUAAAGAUGGUGAAGAUGAUGAACUUAUCUAUUGGCUUGAUAAAACAACAAAAAUUCCAUUUGAACUUAUUUCAUUUGGUUCAAAUCAAAUUGCUUUAAAUGUAACUGAACCAUUAGAUCGUGAAACACAAGAUUUUUAUGAAGUUAAAUUAACAGCUAGUGAUCAAGGAAAUCUAACUACAACUAUUACUAUUCAUAUAUCAAUUAGUGAUGUCAAUGAUAAUGUUCCUAUAUUUGAUCAACAAAAUCCAUAUAUAUUAAAUAUAUCUGAAAAUAUUCUUCCAUCUCUAAUUAAACCACUUCUUCGUAUACAUGCAACUGAUCAUGAUGCAAAUGAGAAUGGUCGUGUUGUCUAUAAUUUUAGUCCACAAGUAUCCGAAUUAAUUCGUCAAACAUUUCAAUUAAAUUCUUAUACAGGAGAAUUAUUUCUUAUACAAUCACUUGAUUAUGAACAAUAUAAAGAUUAUCGUAUUCCAAUAACAGCACAAGAUUCCGGGCCUGUAUCUGUUCCUGUUUAUACAGCUAUUAUUAUAAAUAUUGAAGAUGAAAAUGAUAAUAAACCAAUAAUCAAUAUUCGUACAUCAGAUUAUUUUCAAUUUCACAACGAUACAUUAUAUAUCAGUGAAGAAACACCGAUAAAUACAUUAUUAAUGCAUAUAUUAGUACAAGAUUUUGAUUCGAAUUUAAAUGGUAAAGUUCAAUGUUGGAUUGAAACAUCGAAUUCAUUAAAAUUUAAUAUUACAAAUACAAUCAAUAAUAUGUUUUCAAUCUAUACAACACAUUUAUUUGAUCGUGAAAAACAAUCGAACUAUUCAUUUCGUUUAAUAGUUGAAGAUUUUGGUAUAAAAUUACGUCAACAAACAAUUCGUGAUCUUCAUUUAAUUAUAACUGAUAUUAAUGAUUCUCCACCAAUAUUUACUCAAUCAUUCUAUAAAAUAUCUCUUCAAGCAGAUGAAGAAUAUUAUCAUCAUCAACAACCAAUAAUUAAAUUUCAAGCACAUGAUGCAGAUUUAAAUGAAAAUAGUCAAAUAUCCUAUAAAUUAAUUUCUAAUCAAUAUAAACAUUUAUUUUCUUUGAAUGAACAAACAGGUGAAUUAUUUUUACUUGCCAAACUUAAUGAAUUAAAUUAUAAUUUAACAAUUCGUGCACAUGAUCAUGGAAAAUAUCCAUCAGAAUUAUAUACGGAUGUUCAAUGUUAUAUAAAAAUUUAUUAUAAACCAAUAUUUGAAAAAAAGAAAUAUUUAUUUGAUAAAAUAAAUGAAACAAUGCCAAUCAAUACAUCAAUUGGAUUUGUUAAAGCUCAUACAUAUGAUAAAAGUUUAAUUUUUUAUUCAAUAUCAACAAAAAUGUUUAGAAUUAAUUCAUUAACAGGUGAAAUAUUUGUUAAUGAAAAUCUUGAUUAUGAUACAAAUAAUGAUUCAUGUGAAAAUUUCUUUGUCAUUGCUUAUAAUGAAGAUCAAUUAAAUUCAACUUGUCCUAUUGAAAUAUGUCUACAACCAAUAAAUGAAUAUUCACCAGAAAUUGAUAUUGAAUCUCGUUUAAUUUAUAUUAAUAUCGAUAAUACAAGUUCUAUACAUAUCAAUGCAUUUGAUCGUGAUCGUUCACCAUCAAAUUUUCUUUCGUUUCAAUUUCAAAAACCUUCAAAAUGUAAUUUAACAUGUUUAUCAAAUGGAACUAUAUAUAUCAAUGAAAAACAUUUUUGUCUCGGUAUUAUUGAUCUACCAUUAUCUCUUAAUGAUAAUGAUAAAUAUCCAUCAUUUAAAAUAACAAAUCUUACAAUACGUUUAAUAUUCUAUUCAAAUACAGUAUCACUUCAACAAAUACUUUCAUCAUCAUCAUUAAAUUAUAAAUUAGCAAUUGAAAUAAUUAUUAUUUCAAAUAUAUUUAUAUUUAUUUCAAUUAUUAUUUGUUUAGUUCUAUGUAUUGCAUAUAGACAACGUAGACAAACAUCAUUAAAUAAAUCAACACAAUUUAAAAUUAUUAAAGAUCAAAUCGGCUUUACAGAAAAUCACAGUUUACUCAAUGAAGGUCUUGUCGAUAUGACAAAUAUAAAUUUAAAAGUAAAUACAAAUAGUGAUACAAGUUCAUCAUAUAAUGAUUCAUGUUAUGGUUCAUCUGAAAUGGAUGUACAUCAUCAUCAAUUAGGAGGAGGAGGAAAUAAAUCAACUGGUAAAAUUCUUCUAUCAUCAACGGAUAAAUAUAUUAUUCUAUGUAAAGAUCAAAAUAAUAUAAAUCAUGAUGAAACAAACUCAUCAUCAUCUACAUCAUCAUCAUCACCAACUGGUAAUAAUAUUAAUCUUAUAACAAAAUAUCAAUUAAAUAAACGUGUCGAAACAACACAAUUAAAAUCAGUGAAUCAAAAUUUAGAAUUUUUUCAAAAUGAUAAUGAAUAUAAAAAAAUACUUACGACAACAACAACAUUCAAUUAUCGAAAUAUGACACCACUUAAUGAAUAUUAUCUUUAA
Messenger RNA from Adineta steineri, 2949 nucleotides. Lineage: Eukaryota; Metazoa; Rotifera; Eurotatoria; Adinetida; Adinetidae. The record is from the annotation of a GenBank genome assembly.